CUCUUCUUCUCUCGCUGGUCCUCAACUCUCUAGAUGGCGCACAGGUGAAAACAGAUGAAGAACGUUUUAACAGCUACUUGCUUAGUCGAUGUUCUACUGUUUAAGGCUAGAGUGUGCGCGCGCGUUGCAGGUGACAAACAAUACGAAUUAUUACGUUAAAAAAUUCAAAAAUAACGAAUUUGUGACUGUUAUGGAGUAUGGUGACAUGAGGUAUGUAAAAAAACUUGACAGAAAUGCCAAAAUAGACACUGAUUAACUAUAUAAAGUGCUUUAAUCAUUAACGAAACUAUUUUAUCUACAAAUUUACAAUGCAAACUUCAUCAGAUAAGACUCCUAGUGAUGAAAAACAACAAAUGUCACCUAGUAAAUAUACAGAAUUAGACAAAAACAUAGCUACAGCUUUGCUGCAAGAGAAUUUUAUACAAAGAUCGAUACAAAAUGUAGCUUUAUCGUUACAAAAUGCUAUGAUGAACUCAUUACAACAAGCUGCUUUUCUGCCAGUCAGUUCAGCUGCAGCUGCCGCUUUAAAUCUACAAGCUCUCGAGUCGUACUUAACGUUACAAAGACUUACAACAGUUUCGGCUAAUUCUUCAAGCGGGAAAAUUGACAUAUUAAAAAUAGCGGCUAGUACCGCGAAAAUAACAGAAGAAACCGUCGGAACUAGUGAAGAUUUGGUCGCGAAUACGAGUUUAACUGAAGACGUAGAUCUAGCCGAAGAAGUUGAAGAGGAUUUAGCACUUUUAGAUAACGACGAAAGUUUAUCAGUACCUUCAUCUCCUAUCGAUACUUCAUAUCCGAGUUUGAUACUUAAUUCGAUGUUUCAAAAUCCGGAAAACUUGGCGUUGGUUGGAUCUACGACGGCAGUAACGACUACGACAGGAGCUGCGGCUGUUCGACAAAAAGGUGGAGCCAGACCGAAGAAGCAAUUUAUUUGUAAAUUUUGCAAUAGACAUUUUACGAAAAGUUAUAAUCUACUGAUACACGAACGGACUCAUACUGAUGAACGGCCCUACUCCUGUGAUAUUUGUGGAAAAGCUUUUCGAAGACAGGAUCAUUUGAGGGAUCACAGAUACAUCCACAGUAAAGAGAAGCCCUUUAAAUGUACAGAAUGUGGCAAAGGUUUCUGCCAAUCGCGAACCUUAGCCGUUCACAAAAUCCUGCACAUGGAGGAAUCUCCACAUAAAUGCCCAGUUUGCAGCAGGUCCUUCAACCAACGGUCCAACCUGAAAACACACCUAUUGACCCACACGGAUAUCAAACCGUAUAACUGUUCAACUUGCGGGAAAGUUUUUCGUAGAAAUUGUGAUCUGAGAAGACAUAGUCUAACUCAUAAUUUGGGAGCCAGUUCUUCGAGUACGGUCCUGCCCAAUCAGAAUUUCAGUAUAGACUCUUUGAUAAGUUCGACUGUGAAGAAAGUCAAUAAAUGAUAAUAGGUUUAGAAUCAAAUUAAUUUUAGGAACACUUUUUGUGAAAGUGAGCAUAUGUGAGAAAUAAAUUUUUAGUGA
Molecule: messenger RNA, 1505 nt
Organism: Psylliodes chrysocephalus
Lineage: Eukaryota; Metazoa; Arthropoda; Insecta; Coleoptera; Chrysomelidae
Source: the annotation of a GenBank genome assembly